This is a messenger RNA of Fusarium odoratissimum NRRL 54006, 1510 nucleotides long. RefSeq lists its product as uncharacterized. The coding region runs from base 114 to 1205 and encodes 363 amino acids. Gene Ontology annotation, molecular function: oxidoreductase activity. Lineage: Eukaryota; Fungi; Ascomycota; Sordariomycetes; Hypocreales; Nectriaceae. The transcript is spliced from 3 exons. The record is from RefSeq and is a predicted model, not a curated record.
ACUGUGAUUGCACCUAACCUGGAGAAUUCGUCUGGCUGUUCGCAAAAUAAACCCUACGACUAUUCUCCUGCAACCAUUGUCAUCCAUUACUUUGUAUCAAGAAUAUUGGAAAAAUGUCGGCCCAUGUUACUGUACCUCAGACGAUGAAGGCAUUAAGACUAGUUGAGUUUCAUAAGAACUACACCCUUCUCCAUGAUGUCCCUGUGCCAAAGCCAAAGCCCGAUGAAGUUCUCAUCCGUGUAGCAGCCGCUGGCUUUUGUCACACCGAUCUCAUGGUUUAUCAUGGCAUAACCCAGGUAUCGUUGCCUUUCAUCGGCUCUCAUGAACCAGCCGGAACAAUAGUCGGUCUUGGCUCUGAUGUACCUGAGAUAUGGCAUAUAGGGGAUCGUGUGGGAGUCACAAACUUUAUGGAUCCUUGCCAAGGCUGUAACGGAUGCAAAUGGGCUAUGCAGAGUCUUGGGUCGCUCGAUCCACGUUUCUGUGAUAAUAGGACUAUGUGUGGCAUCAUUCGUCGUGAUGGGGCCUUUGCCGAAUACAUGGCUUCCUGGCAUGGUGCUGUGGUGUCCUUGCCUGGCAGCAUAGGUUUUGAGCAGGCGGCCCCUUUGAUGUGUGCCGGGGCAACUGUGUGGCAUGCCAUUAACCAGGCAGAUAUAAUAAAGGGCGAGACCAUUGGCAUCAUCGGUAUAGGUGGCCUUGGGAUUUUGGGCAUUCAAUUCGCAAAGGCUCGAGGCUAUAGGGUGAUGGCUAUUGACAACCAUGAGGUUGGUUUGAAGCUCGCUUCUGGAGUUCCCUCUCACCUCCAACCGGAUCUCAUACUCAAGCUUGAUGACCCAGAAACUAUUCAGAAGAUCUCUGAUUUUACCGAUGGAAUUGGUCUCAAAGCUACCAUUGUAUGCACCAGCGACGAUGCUGCCAACGACUGGGCUGCUCAACGCUUGCAACCAAGAGGAGUAUUAGUCGCCGCUGGCUUUCCUGAGCAUGGUCUUAAAUUCGACCCUAUGAAUCUCAUCUUGAGAGAGAUUUUCGUCAAGGGAACAGUCCAUGGUAGUAUGGAUGAGACUAGAGAGAUGAUGGAAUUUGUAGUUCAGCAUGGAAUACGCAGUCAUUUGACUUUGCUCACGAUGGAGGAGGCAGAAGAUAUCGCGGCCAAGUCAGAAGCUCACGCUUUCACGGGUCGUCCUGUUGUCAAGAUUGGAAUGCACUGAAUGAAUUUGGCCUGGGAUCUUUGUCAGUUCCUCUGCUGGUCGAGUGCGGCUGCAGAGGCAUGAGAAAUGCUAUGUUCUCAAGAAUAUCUGCCUCCCUACGCAUGUUGGCAUGAGACAACCGUGCAGUUUCGAGCUUAUCGAAUACCCAGUUUGGUAUCUCCGCAGCGAUCUUCUUGAAUCACUGGUCGGGUGGUGCAUGUAAAUCAUUAGUUUUGUUAUUGAGGAGUUUUCUGACUCCCGCUGCGAACCCUUCACAAGAAUAUCAACAUUGGGUUUCUAAUAGGCCAGAUUCCAUGCACAUUGAA